UAUCCGGUUUUAGCAUGCAUUUUAUUCCUCGUUGCACCUUCUUUUCCGCAGGAAAAUGACAUCUUUCAAAGAAUUUUUAGAAUUAUUCAGAACAUUGAAAGGUUUAAUUAAAUAUUUCUGAUUUUAGUAACAAUCUGCCUAUGAGAAUGGCAAAUUUCUUCAAUUUUGCGAUACUUAUGAUCUGUUUUCAAGUUUCUGUUUCACAAAUAGAUGUUGGGAAUAUUGAUUGUAAGAAACACCUUCAUUCAUUCAAGGAUUGGUGCAAAAAAAUAGGCUGCAGAGGACGUUGCACAAGCUCCUGUAUAGACGAUGAAAAGCAAAUCUGGGGAACGGAAACAUAUACUUAUGAUUCUCCAAUCUGCAGAUCGGCACUUCACGAUUUACGCAUUUCGUCUUGGAAUAAUUCACUUCGCACUGUCGAAUUUCAGUAUUUAGGUGAUGUAAAAGUAUACGUUGGAUCUCUAAGACAGAAUAUUGAAACAACAGAUUAUGGAGGUCUUUAUACUCCUUCAAAUGGUUGCUAUGUUUUUAAAAGUUCAAGGAUAACAGAAGAAAUAUUAGACAUUAUUUCACUUCAUCAUAAUUAUUUCGUGAAUAAUGGUGACACACAUACAUUGGAAUGCCGAAUAUCUUCAAACGAUUCCGGGAGGAAAAUAUAUUUCAGUAAAUUCCGAGACAGCAAAGAGUUUGAAGAAUCUGCAAAACGCAGAGGAUCGUAUAUAUCUUAUAAUCAUUCCUGGACUGAAACGGGUGGCUUUUGGUGUAAACCUGAACGAAGUAUGCUUUCGGGUGUACUUUCGCACUCGAUGAGAAAAUAUCCUGAAUUUCUGCCAACUUCGUUUACGAUAACAAAGAGCAUCAAAGAUAAAAUUGAAAUAAAAAUGAAUUCAAGCACACGUUCUAGAAAUUGGAGAAAGAACGAAAAGGAGUUUACUGGAUAUUUGAAUAGAUUUUUUGGUAGCGAUAAGGCCGAUUUGUAUUUAAAAUUCAAUUCCUUGCAAAUUGGAGAUGGAGGUCUUUACAGUCUUGGUAAUUACAAUUUCGAAAAUCGGGGAAUUACAAGACUAAUAGUUCGAGUUUGUAAAGAUGGAAUUUAUGGUCCUCUUUGUGAACACCAAUGUCCCAAUUGUCUAAAUGGAGGAGUAUGUCACGAUUUGACUGGCGACUGCAUCUGUCCACCAGGAUUCAAUGGAACUCUUUGUGAAAAUGCCUGUGAGCCUGGAUUCUUCGGAAAAGAUUGUAGCCAACAAUGCUUUAAUGACCAGAACGAGGGAAUUAACUGUGCAGAAAUCCUCUUCUGCUUACCAGAUCCAUAUGGAUGUUCUUGCAUCAGCGGUUUCACUUCUGUCUUUUGCAAUGAAUCGUGUGCUACGGGAUUCUAUGGUGCAGGAUGUACUCAGAAAUGUUCUAAUUGCAAAAAUUCAAACGAAUGCGAAGCGAAAACCGGCAAGUGUGCAGACGGGUGUGAAGAAGGAUGGCAUGGAACUCCUUGUGUGUUAAGUUAUCCCGUAUUCAAAAAUACUCCAACUGUAAAAGCAGUAACAUCAAAUAGCAUUGAAUUGACGUUUCAGGAAUGGGAACAAGAUAAAGAUAAAGGAACAGGAACUCCGAAUUAUUAUACAGUUCAAUAUAAAAAAAAUGGUUUGGAGAAUUCUGAGUGGGAGGACGGCGAAGAAAUAAAGGCAAACAGUAGUUCUAAUAACAGUUAUAUCGUAAGUUUGACAAAUCUUCAGUCCGAUAAAACUUAUAUCAUAAGAAUUAUCAUUAAAGACAUAAGUGGACACGCGCAAAUGAACGAUGCACCUAUUUUGAAAGCAUCAACACUCUGUGGAAUUCCGGAAGAACCACCAAAAGACAUUUCGAUAAAUACGACAUCCUCGACAAAAAUCGUCGUGAAUUGGAAACUUCCUUUAGAAGAAACUUGGAACUGUAGAAAUAUUUAUGUUAAUAUAUUUUAUAAUUCUUCCAACGGAAAAAGUUUCCGCCAGAAUAAGACUGAUAACAGUUUUAUUAUAACAACUGAACCAUUUACAGAAUGGAAUAUAGCAUUAAGACUUGGUAACGAAGAUUUUUUUAGUGAAUGGUCAUCGUUGAUUAACGUUAUCUCUGCUCAAGACGCUCCUUCAAAGGUGGAAAAUUUAAAUGCACACAAUGUUACCGAUAGUCGGGUUUAUCUCACCUGGGACAAGCCUAACAAAGAAAACGGAAUCAUCGUCAAAUACAUCGUUCGUUAUCGACAAGAAAAAUGGCUUCAUUCUUGCACAUCAGUUAAUAAUUCUGCUUUAACGAAAGAUGUUGACGCAAACGAAAAUUCAAUUAUCAUUGAAACUUAUCCAAAUUCUAAAUACACGAUUAGUGUUUCUGCACUAACAGUAAAAGAAGGGAAAGAAGCUUCUGUAAAUGUUAUGACCAAAGAAAGUGUUCCCGAUGGACCUCCUCAGAACCUAAGACACUUCAAUAUUGAAAAGGAUCGCGUGGGAAUAGAAUGGAAACCGCCUCUGUGUUCUCUCUCUUAUGGAAAAAUAAUAGAAUAUCAAUACGUUUUGAAUUCAAAGGAUCCUUGGGAAAAAAGGAAGAGAAGUGGAAAAACAACACAGAUUUACGAAUAUGUUUAUAAUCUUGUUCCAUUCACUGUUUAUACGGCACGAGUUUAUGCGGGAACGAAAAUCGGAUUUAGCAAAUACUCUGCUGAAAUUGAUUUUACAACAAAAAGUGACAAACCACCGGCACCUACAAAUUUCACGAUUUUUCUCAGCACGGAAAGCAUUUUAUCAAUGUCUUGGAUUCCUCCUUAUCCUCCAAAUGGAGUACUUCAGAAAUAUGUUAUAGAGUACUGCUCACUUGAAAGUUCUUAUUGUCGGAAAACACAAAAAGUAGUUAAUACUAAUGAAGUUAAGUGCUUAGACGAUAUCAGAAAAAGUCGACAUUGCUACACUUUAACUGAUCUAAAAGGAAAUCAAAAAUAUAAAAUCGAGAUCACAGCAUAUAACGAACACAUUUAUGGCGGAAGUGAAACAGUCACUACAAGUGGUGAAACAAAAGAAUAUGUACCAGAUCCACCUAAAGAGACAGAAAUAGCUAAUAUUACGGAACAUUCGGUGGAUAUUAUCUGGUCUUUACCCGUAAGAUCAAAUGGACAAUUGACUGGAUACAGGAUAAACAUCACUGUAGCAGAGUCCUUCAAUAAUAGUAUUAUAGGAAGCACACAAGAGAAGUUAACAAAUCCUAACACUAGAAGCUGUACAUUUAUUAAUUUGCACCCAGCUACUAAGUAUAAUGGUACCAUAGAAGCUAGUACCAAAAUUGGUUACGGGAAACCUCUUUAUUUUCAGUUUACAACAAAAGUUUCUGGUAUGUCGCCAGUACGAGAUAUUAAUCCAAAUUACAAACUACCGAAUUUGAUUUAA
Centruroides sculpturatus (bark scorpion) is the source of this 3407-nucleotide messenger RNA. Its product is annotated as phosphatidylinositol phosphatase PTPRQ-like. Bases 141 to 3407 code for a protein of 1088 amino acids. The transcript is spliced from 21 exons. Gene Ontology annotation, molecular function: protein binding. Lineage: Eukaryota; Metazoa; Arthropoda; Arachnida; Scorpiones; Buthidae. The record is from RefSeq and is a predicted model, not a curated record.